AUGCAAGCAAAGCAAACCGGUCUCUUCAAUCUUCCCGGCGCAAAUAGAACUCAAAUUCCUCCAAUUCUUGGUAUCGCUGGUUUACCCGCGCCCAUGCCAGUUCAGAGCUUCGGUAUGGGAAUAGGCGGCAACCCCAACUUGUCGCGUCAAUCACGCCGUCUCUAUAUUGGCAGCAUAACUCCUGAAGUCACUGAGCAAAAUUUAACCGAUUUCUUCAAUGCAAAGAUGGAGGAAAUGAACCUCAGCACCAGUGGAACUGGGAGUCCCGUGUUGGCAGUACAAUGCAACUACGAAAAGAAUUAUGCGUUUGUCGAGUUCCGCAGCGCAGAAGACGCAACAGCUGCAAUGGCUUUCGAUGGAAUCAUUUUCAUCAACGGUCCUCUCAAAAUUCGUCGUCCCAAAGACUACGGCGGCGAAUUUGGCUCCGUUCAUGUUCCCGGUGUUGUGUCUACAAAUGUGCCAGACACGAUCAACAAAAUCUUCGUUGGCGGUUUACCGUCAUACCUUGACGAAGAGCAGGUGAUGGAAUUGCUCAAAAGUUUUGGAGAAAUCAAAGCCUUCAAUCUUGUGCGAGAGCCUGGAAAUGGCACUUCCAAGGGCUACGCGUUCUUUGAAUAUGUUGACCCGGCAGCCACCGACAUUGCUAUUCAGGCCCUCAACGGCAUGCAACUGGGCGAUCGAUUCCUUGUUAUUCAGCGAGCUUCUGUUGGCGCGAAGCCUGGUAUGCCUGGUAUCCCUCCUGAAGCGUUCCCCGAAAUUCCCCGUCCUAUCAUGCCUGCUGGCGAAACCUCGACUGGCGAUGCGCGAAUUCUCUUGUUGCUCAAUAUGGUCACACCUGAAGAUCUUGUUGAUGACGAGGAGUAUGGCGACAUUUACGAAGACGUCAAGCAGGAAUGCCAAAACUUUGGCCCAGUCGAGGAUGUCAGGAUUCCCCGACCGGCUAAGAAAGAGAAAAAAUGGGCGCCAGGCGAAGCACAAGUCAGCGCUCAAGACGCUCUUCGAGUGGAUGAGGCAGCAGGAGUUGGACGGGUCUACGUUAAAUACGACAAAGCAGACGAUGCAACUCGGGCAAUGAAGGGACUCGCUGGUCGCUCAUUUGCUGGCCGUUCCAUUAUUGCCACUGUGCUUAGUGAUGACAGCCAGACAACGCCUCCACUCCAUGUUAUCUUUGCGCCACAACCGGAUGCUCCUCCACCGUUACCUAUGUCCUAA
Messenger RNA from Mycena indigotica, 1212 nucleotides. Its product is annotated as U2 snRNP auxiliary factor large subunit. The record is from RefSeq and is a predicted model, not a curated record. Gene Ontology annotation, biological process: mRNA processing. NCBI's taxonomy places the organism in Eukaryota, Fungi, Basidiomycota, Agaricomycetes, Agaricales, Mycenaceae. Gene Ontology annotation, cellular component: U2-type prespliceosome; commitment complex; nuclear speck. The transcript has 3 exons. Gene Ontology annotation, molecular function: poly-pyrimidine tract binding; pre-mRNA 3'-splice site binding. The coding region runs from base 1 to 1212 and encodes 403 amino acids.